AGGAUCGAAAGUUUCAUCCGGUGGGAAGCGAUCACGUGUGGUGGCUGCUGGGCGCGUUCAUUGACAACCAGUCCAGUGUCCACCGUACGGCGUAACUUGGUUAGUCACCCUUCGUGCGGCAUAUAGCUUUUCGUCGACAAUCUCUGCUCAGGCCAAUCGAAUUGGCACCACGGCUAUACACCAUACUUUCAUCAAUAUGCGCAAGGGCAUUCUCGAGGUGUCCGUACGGAGCGAAGGUCGUAACUUGCCGGAGUAUCAAGUGGACCCCGUAGACGACAGGACGUUGGCCUGCUAUAUUCCUAGCGAGGUCGGGAAGACUUUCGAGAUCUGCUGGCGCGGCGACACGCGACGCGACAAGUAUGACAGCACCAUGAGGUGUUCCGUCGACGGCCGGAGUGCUGGCGGGACUUUUUGUAUGCGCGGAAUCGUCGACAUCAGUCGCUGGGGUAUUAGAGACGCUGCGAAUCGACGCAAGCCUUUCGUAUUUGCGCCUUUGGCCACAACAGAUGACGAGAGUCUUGCUGUUAGCUUGGAAGCUCAUCCAGACCUUGGAACGAUAGACGUGAAGCUCUUAUAUGCGGUUCGUCUGGGCACAACGCACUUCAAACAACGUCCGGAUGCGAUCCAACCCAGCACGGUGCAUGAGAAGAGCAAGAAGAUGGGUGUUCAUUGUGUCUCCUUGGGAGACAGCCGUGAGUGUGAGCGCCAUGACAAGGUGAAGAUCAAGCCGAUCAACAAGAGUGAUCCCGUCUAUGCGCGCUUCAUCUUUCGGUAUCGGUCCAAAGACUUUCUGCAAGCCGAGGGCAUCAUGCCUUUGGACGAGGGGAAUGGUGGUGGCGCUCACAGCCCAGCGCCCAGCGGACGUAAACGCCGAUCCGCCGGACUACACCCAGACAUUUUAGAGGCAGGCCCAAAUCGCAAAAGAGCAAGGAAGAAUGAUCCCGCAGCUCCUGCCCGCACUGUAAAAGACGUGAAGCCAUCCGCAGCUGAACUUGCUGGGAACGAAUACCUCGGUGACCUCCAGCCAGGACACGGAUCUGUUCAGGGACGAGCGCAAUCCCUUGAGACGAGGACAAAGGGCCUGAAGGGAUCCGACUCGUCGCAGAGGGUCAAGAGGGAGCGGCGAGGCAUUGCCGAGGAUGUUAUCGACUUGACUGGUAGCGACGUCAAGAAGGAACGAUCUCCCAUUCGCCUAGAGGCCAGUGGGGUAGUCAUCGACUUGACUCUGGACGAUUAGAUUGCUAUUCGUAGCUGUUACUUAUUCCUAUUGUAUGUUCCCAUUCAUUCGGACUUGUGCGCGCUGAACCAUCUUGUGGUGACCGACCUCGAGCGGGCACGCACUGUAGCGCCAUGUGUGUUCUCAUCGUGCAGAUUGGAACCAGUUCACAGCAUGUCACUCGAACC
This is a messenger RNA of Rhodofomes roseus, 1404 nucleotides long. RefSeq lists its product as uncharacterized. The transcript has 5 exons. The record is from RefSeq and is a predicted model, not a curated record. NCBI's taxonomy places the organism in Eukaryota, Fungi, Basidiomycota, Agaricomycetes, Polyporales, Fomitopsidaceae. The coding region runs from base 197 to 1237 and encodes 346 amino acids.